UGUGUCGUGCAUGAGUUUCAUUACUUGUUGCUUGUCUAAUAAGAAUGAAUAAGUGCUGUGUUUGCUUGUUAACUGCCUAUUCAAUAUGAACUACAAUUCUCUUCCAGAUAACGAUUACUGUGUGCAGUCAAAUGGGGAGUCUUGGUAUUAGCAUUGCUGGUGGAAAGGGCUCAUCUUCAUGUAAAGAAAAUGAUGAGGGAAUCCUAAUAGCACAUGUGUCCAAAGAUGGCCCACUUGACUUGGCUGGGGUACAAUCCGAAGACAAAGUUGCGGAGGAUGCUCUUAUAUCAGAACCCAGCACACCUGAUUCUGGCCCUGUUGAGACGCCACCCAAAAGUGGACCAUUCCAGACAGUAAAUCAUGUUAUAACAAUACCUCGAAUCAUCCUAACACGCCCUUCCACUUCAGACGAAGACACGGACCAGUUAGCGCAAGACCCUGAUGACUUUGAGCCCGAGGAGACGGACAGUUCAGAAGGCCAUCUCUAUUCAGACUGUUUAAACAAUGCUUUUUACCCCCCUUAAUAAAUUAUUCUUUUUAGA
Molecule: messenger RNA, 542 nt
Organism: Lacerta agilis (Sand lizard)
Lineage: Eukaryota; Metazoa; Chordata; Lepidosauria; Squamata; Lacertidae
Product: protein scribble homolog
Exons: 4
Coding region: 132-524 (130 amino acids)
Molecular function (GO): protein binding
Source: RefSeq, a predicted model, not a curated record